Oryza sativa Japonica Group (Japanese rice) is the source of this 2775-nucleotide messenger RNA. Lineage: Eukaryota; Viridiplantae; Streptophyta; Magnoliopsida; Poales; Poaceae. The record is from RefSeq and is a predicted model, not a curated record.
AGCCGCUCCUCCCCGCCCGCCUCUUCAUUUCCCCUCCUCCCUCCCCUUUGCCCCGCCCUCUCGUCCGGCCGUUUCGUGGCCGUUUCCGUGGGUCCCAUCCACUUGUCCUCCCGUGCAAUUUACGAAAUUGCCCCUAUCAUCUUCGGGUGGUCCCCACACUCCACGACUUUCUCUUGCCCCCUCCCUUUUCUCCCUCCCUUUGUUUAUUCCCCAAUCGCUAUCGCCGAGCGAUUCCGUCUCGUCUCGUCUCGUCUCGCCGCUGCUCUGCUGGCGUGGCGGCACGGGGGCCGUCGAGAUGUCGAUCUGCGCGAGGGCGGAGCCGCCACGUGGCGGCGGGACGCUCGGCAAGCGGAAGGAGCGGGACCGCCCGUCGUCGGAGGAGCAGCGGGCGCCGCCACCGCCGCCGCCGCCGCUGUUCCCGGCGAUGUCCGCUAGGCCCCAGCCGCCCAGGCCGGCUCACCCCGCUCGGUUCGUCAAGCCCAUGCCACCGCCGCCGCCGCCAUUCCCCAAGGGUGGCGGCGGGAGCAGCUUCAAGCUCAUGGCGGGGUACCUGGCGCACGAGUUCCUCAGGUCCGGCACGCUCCUCGGUGAGCGGCCGGAGUCGAACAGCAAGGCCCCCGCCCCCGCGGCGAGCGCCGGGCCGGCGGCGCCCGAUCCCCGCACGCGGUACGCCGAGGCGUCGCUGCUGCUGAUGGCCGGCGGAGCCCGCGUCCCCGGCGUCGUCAACCCGACGCAGCUCGGCCACUGGCUCCGGAUAAAGGAGUAGAACCGCCGGGGCCGUGAGGCGCACGGUCGCCGUCGCGGCAUUGGCGGGGUGGGUCGCUUGCGGUGCCGCAUGCACGUCUCCCGAAGCGAUCGGAGCGAAAGAAGAGAAGAACGGAUGCUUCGGACAUGUGUAUACGUUUUCAAGGUUUGAUCUCAAAAUUCCGCGCUUCUUCAAGAUGAACUUUGGUUCAUACACGGUUUCUUCUGUACAAUCUCAAGCUCAAUUUGAAACGAGAACCGGAAACAUUUUCGCGUGAAACCAGCAGGAGCACCAAUAGCUAUUCUCAUUUCAGCAAGGUGUUGAUUCCUUGUGGCGAGACGAUUGCAAUCGCUGUACCCAAAGUUGGGCGAUAUCACAUUGGGCACCGUCCUUGCGAUCUGAUCAUAAUCAACAACCAUUCCACAUUAGUGACGACCGUUGCGCAGAAGUGGUUGGCCUCACUGCUGUGUCGACAGCGACGGAGAUACACGGGAGACGCGUACUACUGGACUAAGAGGUACAACACGCCAGGUGACUGACAGCUGCGGGCAACAACAAAAGAUAACCGAUUGGGGCAAAGGUAGGGAGGCAGGAAUUGGCGCCAUCAGAAUACAGUGGUUUUGGUGUGAUAUAAGUGCAACACUAGUGUUUAUCCAGAUGCAUUCCGUAGACACACAAAAAAUGAAAUAAAAUAUAAGUGUCACAGGGGCGAAGUGUCCACCUAAAUAUGCAUUACUUUGAAUGUGCUUACACACCUAAAUAUUCAGAUGCGCUUACACAGGACGAUAGAAACACAAAGAGCCCCUGAAGAUAACACAGGGGAUCAUCAUAUCCCAAAUAGAAGAGAAGAGGUAUGUGACAUUAUUUCACCAACAGAAACACACUGCCAAAUGCCAAGCACAAACUAAUGCUAGCAUCCUAGGUCAUAUCUUUGCUGAUGUUGCACCGAAGAAAAGUGGAAAUCAAGGCUGAAGCCAUUCACAUCAGAGCUACCGGACACGAAGACAUCCACUUAACGGACAUACAUGAAGCACCGAAAAUGAAAGUUGCCGGAGGGCCUUGUACCACACAAUCAUGCUGACUUGAUUUCCGACGUUCAACGGUUGUGGUCGUCGAAGGCCACCGGCAUCGAUGCCCUUUGAGGGAAGGAAGCCAAAGGGGAGAGCACCCACCGAAGAUUUUUGCCAUGGCCUCCCACAUCAAGCCAUCAAGUGUUAGGUUUUAUUAAGUUGCAAGUAAGUUCAACACUCUCCAAUGUUCUUUGGGGAAGGAAGCCCAAAGGAGAGAGAGCCAACGAAAAUUGUGGCCAAAGACAUCCAAGCAAAAAUGAUUAAGACGAAGCAGGGAACUAGCAAACAUCAACGACGACGACGACAGCAGGGAAGGAAGACCAAGGUGAGUAGCUGGUGAAGCUCAGGCAUGCACAAAGAGAAGAUGAAGGGAACACGGAUGCUGUCCUCACUCCUUAGCAACAAUGGAGCCAUUGGUGGUCACCAUUAGCCAUGAUACUUGCAACAGAACCUAUGACCAAAAUCCGUCUAAAAUGGGAAGAAUCGAAGGGAAAUGAGUUAUCCGGGUUAGCCCGUGGUGUUAAGGCCUCGUCCAGGUUCGUUGUAAGCUCUAGAUACCGAGGGACAGUAGACAUUGGCGUUAGAUCUAGGUGUGUCUUGAGCUCUCCUUUGCAGGAAGGAAGAAUCAAUUAUUGAUGAUGAGAAGGGCAUCGAAGAGGAAAAGGAAGAAGGCCACCUCAACUAGACAAUCAACGGUUACCAAUAGAUGAAGAAAGUUGCCAAAUCUAAGGAAAAGGAGGGAAACCACAGGAAAAGGAAGAAGAAUGUGAGGAAUGUCAUUGAGUCAAGGUGGUGGCACCGGCCGCGGUGGCCGAUGAUGCAGUGGGGAUGUGGGUGCGUCUCCUCCUGGGUCGCUCGAAGAGAGCAACACGAAUAUCAAGUCUUCAAGUCCCUCUGUAUGGAAAUGUCCCUAGACAAAUUUUACAUCAUUGGCAGGAAAAUUUGGCUAACUUUUGUCAA